AUGAACGGCGUCACGCCGAAACCCGAGGACACGGUGACUAGCUCAACGUCCACAACUUCAGAUAAACAUCAUGGGAUUACGGUAACCAAAGGCCCGCCGGUGCAUCGACGCAAUUCUUCACAAUGGAUACCUCCAAAUGCACCAAUAUACGAACGGGCACUGGAUCUGACAAAUUUGGUGGCUUCGAAAGGCUUCUGGAAGGGACGGGUGAAAAGUCGACCGUAAGUCUUACUGUAGUUACUGUAGGGGUAGAUGGUAGUGUAAAAUACGGGGAUUGGUUUUUCGUGUUGUAAAGUAAGCUAUUUAGUGUUUUGGACAAGGGUUCUAGCAAUUUAAACUCAUUUGCAAGUUAUUUAUUGCAAAUUCACGUUUUCGUGGUGGGACACAAAAUAUAUUUAAAAUUUUAAUUUUUUUACAAAUUAUAAGUAAAAUACGUCGUAUACCUCUGUGAAAGUUUUUAUUAUUUUUUGUUAUUAAGUGCCAUUUCUAAUCAAUAAAACUAUUACAUUUUAUUCUCAUUUGGGUCCCACCACGAAAACUAUUUUCUUGGCAUUCCGUUAUUUAUUUAAAAAAAUAUUUUAGUGACCGAAUAAUCGAACCAAAUUGGCUAACUCCACAUAUACCACGAUAUCAUUUAAAUAAUUUCAAAAGAUAUGCCGACAAUAAGAUCCGGACCUCCAAAUACACAUGGUUAACAUUCUUGCCCAAGAAUUUGUGGGAACAGUUCCAUCGAUGGGCCAAUAUCUACUUUAUUAUCAUUAUGUGUAAGGUUUUUACUAUCUUUUGCGGAGAUUUGGUUUGGAUUUGUUGAGUUAGGCAAAAGUUAUGAGCAAAAGUUUGGGGCUAUACCUAUAUAAAUGGUAAAAUUGGUACGGAUAAGAUAACUUUAGUCGUAGAAAGUUGUAGUUUGGUCAAAGUUAGUUAAAUUUGGUAUUAUUUUGUAGAGAAAUGUUUAUUCUACUUAUGACGUGUUAAUUUAGAUAUAUCUGGACAUUUACAAAAAAGUUAUAGUGAAAAAAUUCAGGUCAAUAGCUAAAAAAUCGAAAAAAAUUGAUAUGGGUAACAUAAUAUUCUUCGCAGAAAGCUGAAACUUGAUCAAAUAUGUUCAAAUUUCAUAUUAUUAUGUAGAGGACUGUCUGAUCAACUAAACUGAUAUGUUUUAGCUAUGAACUGGGUGCCACAACUACAGGCUUUCAGCAAGUACCUCGGCAUGAUACCUGUUUGUGCGGUCUUAUCCAUGACGGCCAUAAAGGACUUUUUGGAAGAUUGGAGGAGGAAACGAGCUGAUAAACGGUUGAAUCAUAAUACAGUUCAUGUUUGGGACAAGUGAGAGUUUAAUUUUGAGAUGUUUAGAUUGGUUUUGUCAAUUUUUCGGGUUUUUUGUUAGAAAAUGUUGAAAAAUAUUGUUUUUGAGUAAAUUUUUGCGAAGAAAAUCGGUUUUAACCAGUUUUAAUCUGAAUAUUCGCUUGUUUUAGCGUGAAAAAACGAUUCCGUCGAACCUUAUGGGAGCUGGUGAUAGUAGGAGACUAUGUUCACAUCUCCAGCGAUGAAACCAUACCAGCUGAUAUUGUUUUAAUCCGAUCGGCCGAUCCACAAGGCUGCGCUUUCGUGGAAACUUCGAACCUGGACGGCGAAAACAAUUUGAAACAGAAGGUUGUGCCACAAAAGUUCAAGAACCUAUGUCUUAUGGAUUCGUUCGAUCCAUCUGAUGUUUAUCUGCAGAUCACGGUGAAUCCACCUGAUAACAGGAUGAAUCAUAUCAAUGGGAGGAUUGAUUAUGGCAAUGGAGAGAAUGAGAAGAUAACAAAGGAAAAUGUGGUUUUAAGGGGAUGUCAGCUGAAGAACACCAGUUUUGCUGAGGGCAUUGUCAUUUAUACUGGUAAGUAAGGAGUGUUUUAAAAAACUUUUGGCGCGAAAUUCAAAAACCACUUUUUAAGUGGGAGAGUUUUUUGUUUUUUUUGGAGGGGAGGGGGGGAAGGGUAGGGGAUUAAUAUCGUUUUAUAUUUUGAUUCUAUAUAAUACUAACAACCUAUAGAUCAAUUUUUAGCCAAUUUGGCACUUUAAAAAUUGAAAAAAUUGAAUUUUACUUUUUGGCGGGAAAAAUCAAAAUUCAAAUUUUAAAAAGUGCAAAUUGUGAACUAAAAAUUAGACACAUUUGAAAUUCCUGGUUUGAGAAGGCUAUAAACUAAAUUUGAAAUGAUUUCGGCCAUUAGAAACCGAUAAAAUUAAUUUUUAAUUUUUGGCGCGAAAAUCAAAAUUCAAAUUUUAAAAGUGCAAGAUUGGUGCUAAAGUUUUGCAUUCUGAAUUUUGAUUGUAUAGUUACGUUGAAUUUAAAAUUUGAGUGAAUUUGGAGUGUUGUCGAAAAAAUUAAUUCAGCUCUGGUUAAUAUGUAAUAUGGUCAUUUUUAUGUCGAUAAACAUGGUUUAUAUGACAUUUUUAAUAACUUGUAGUUGAAAACGGAUAAAAUGAGUUGUGUAGACACUGAAAAAUUAAAACACAUCAAUAUAUUUUGUCACUUUCAGGCUGUGAGACCAAGUUAAUGUUGUCCAAUGGGCCAGUUCGCUAUAAACGAAGCUCCAUCGAACAGAUGACAAACUACUUUAUCCUCUUCUGUGUCAUAUUAUUAAUCAUCAUGGUUGUCGGGUGUGGAAUAUGCUCCAUUUUCUGGUUGAUUUCCGUUGAUGCUCAUGACAAAAACAUUCCAUUCGUGGUGCUUUUCACCGACUCGGCCAUCAAUGACGGGUUGAUCAAUAUGGCUGCUAAUAUACUGGUUUAUCAGGUAUGUUAUUAGUAAAUUCUAAUAGGGAAAUAUGAGAGAGAACGAUGACAAUGGUAUUUUUUUGUAAAAUACGUAAUAUCGGUGUGUAUUUAAGAUGAAAAGUAGUAAAAAUGAAAAAAAAUCAAUAAUUUUUGUGACAUUUCGUCCAAAUUUCCAAUCUUUUUUUGUGACAUUUUGUUAAAUUUUUGAACUACGGUUAGUUUUAACUAUUACAGUGCUAUCUAGUGUUCAGAAAAGCGUUUUUAAAGGUUUUAAGACAUUUUAGAAAUUCCAAUAAUUUGUGACACUUCGUCCAAAUUUUCAAUAUUUUUUUUGACAUUUCGUUGAAAGUUAAAAAUUAGCUUUAGUGAGUCAAAUAGAUAUUAAAUAUGCGUUUUCAACUUAUAUUUGGAUCAAGUACGGACUGAAAAUUUUUUUGUGAUAUUUUGUUCAUAUUUCCAAUAAUUUUUGUGGCAUCUUGCCGCAUUUGCAAAAUUUUGUUUUCAGCUAAAACUAAGCUUAAAAAUGUAAUUUGGACGAUAUAAUAUAUGUUUUUAACUCCUUUCAUCGUAUUUUACCUACUUGUCAACGUAUAAUAGUUUACCUACUUCAAUAUACUAAACAAAGCCAUUUCCAGACCCUAAUCCCCUUAUCUCUGUACAUAUCAAUUGAAAUCAUAAAACUCGGCCAGAACUACCUGAUGACACAAGACUUGGACAUGUAUGACGAGGAAAGAGACAAAAAGUUACUGUGUCGAUCGUUGAACAUACCCGAGGAGCUGGGUCAAGUCAAAUAUAUAUUGUCGGACAAAACUGGCACCUUGACCGAAAAUAAAAUGGUUUUUAAGUAAGAAGGGGUUGAAAGGCGAGGACUUUCUUUACAAAGCUUAAAAUUGCAAGAACUUUCUUUACAAGGCACAAAAUGACAAGAACUUUCUUUACAAAACAAAAAAUAGCAAAGACUUUGUUUACAAACGAUAAAAUGGCAAGAACUUUCUUUACAAAACGUAAAAUGGCAAGAACUUUCUUUCCAAAACUUUAAAUGGCAAGAACUUUCUUUACAAAACAAAAUAGCAAGAAUUUUCUUUACAUGCCUUAAAAUGGCAAGAACUUUCUUUACAAAACACAAAAUGGCAAGAACUUUCUUUACUAAACUUAAAAUUUCAAUUUUUUUCAAAAUUUUGAAAUUUUCAGAAGCUGCACGAUAGACGGUGAGAUUCACGAAGCUGAGAACGCUCGCCGCCGUACCAGAACGUUCUCAUUGGUGGAAGACGAAAAGAUUGAAAUUUCACCAGCUUUGAAACGUGAUCUACACACAUCACUCGAGAAGGAUGACAAGUUUUACAUGAUGAUGAACAUGGCCGUAUGUAAUACGGUGAUGGUAAGAAGAAGACAACAAUUGGAUGACGUGGAGUUGGGAUACUUUGAGAAUAAUAUUUAUAACGUCGGAAACAGCGCUUUCUAUGUUCCAAUUGAGACAAUUCCAGCUGGACUGACUCCGACUGCGUAAGUUGCUUUGGUUUUGCUAUUCUAUCUCACAAGGAAAGUACCCGACCUGAUUGGUUUUACACUGUUUAUAUUGAAAGAUCAUAUAAAUAUAACACCGUCAGCAAAAUACUAAAUCGCGCUUUCCAGCCAAUCUCGAGAAAAUCGAGACCAAAAAAUGGCAUUUUGAAUUUCCCGCCAACUUGGCAUUGUGUUUCAAGCUUGUAACUUUGUCAUUUUUUGUCUUUUAAUUUGAUAUACUAGUAGAAUACCUUUAAAUGAACCUAUAUUUUUAAAUUUGUAAGCGUAGCUUGGCUGGAAAGCCGAAAGAAGUGCUUGAAAUACAAUGCCAAAUUUGCCAAAUUGGCGGGAAACCCAAAUAAGUUAAAUUUAAAACUUAAAAGCGCGAGCUAAAAUUUUUUAUGGGUACUAUUGGUGGUACAAGGAAUUCAUACAAAAAUUUUGAGCUGAUUCUGAGCGAGGCUGGUAGGGUACUUUCCUUGUUAAUUAAGUUUAUAUGCACUAGCCUUAUUGUACCUCUACGUAAGCCUUUGCUUCAGCUUUGACUUUUGACCACCAUAGCUCUACACUGGUCUUAUUCUGUAGCUUUAAUCAAGCUGUACUAUUGUCCUAAUCUGGCCUUACUCUUGCUUACCUCUAGCCUCUACUUUUGCUCUUACUUUAGCUUUUGAUCUAACUUUAACUAUAUCUUUAUUUGAGGUAACUAUAUCUUUAUUUGAGGCUCACCUUACUUUAUAUUAGUAUAAUAUUGUGCUAAAUUUCAGAGAGAUCAUUCCACAAAUAAACAAUCUAAUUCUACGACAAUUUGCUUUCAGUCCAACCGAUUUGCUGAAGAGAUUUGGGAGCUUAACAUCUCUGUCGAAGUAAGUCAAGUUUUAGCUUUACCUUACUUGUCUUUGUACUAAAAUUUGAAAAAAAAAUUUUUCAAUGUAAUUUUUGAAAAUUUUUAAAAAAUUUAAAAUUUUGAAAAUUUUUGAAAUUUAAAAUUUUUGAAAUUUAAAUUUUUCGAAUUUGUAAAAAUAUUUCAGAAUUUUUACAAAAAGAGAGACGAUUCUCCGUCGCUUAACCCAAAAAUCAGAUGAACGAAACUACGAUGCGGAAAGCCCAGACGAAUUGGCGUUAGUCAAAGCAGCCGACGCCUACGGCUUCACCCUGGUCAGUAGAAGCGCGACGGACAUUCGGCUAGCCAUCCCAACCACCAACGACGCCAAUGAAUACACACAAUCAGAAGUCGAGGUCAAGGUCAUCAAGAUUCUGAAUUUCGACUCAAAUCGAAAAAGAAUGUCCAUCGUGGUACGAUACGACGGUAAACUACUCCUACUGACCAAAGGCGCAGACGAACAAGUUUUUCCGAAGCUAGCCGACGAUGAAUCCGAGGAAUUCCGAAGUUUGGUCGAUGAAACAAGGCGGAUUCUGGAAGAAUACGGUCGAUUUGGGCUGAGAACGUUGGUAAUGGCAAUGAAAGAGUUGGAUGAAGAAGAGUUUGAAGACUGGCUAGCCACACGAGAAUUUGUAGAAUCCAUCGACGACGAUGAAUCUGAAGCCUUGCUUUCAGAAUCCUCAGCCCAACUUGAAGUAGGCCUUCACCUUCUCGGCGUAACGGCUAUUGAAGACCGGCUACAGAACGGUGUGACAGACACAAUCUCAGCACUAAGGCACGCUGGGAUUCAGAUAUGGGUAUUGACUGGUGACAAGUGCGAAACGGCUGUUAACAUAGCCAAGAGCUGCCACUUAUUCAACAAAAAGUGCAAAAUCAUAGUGUUUAGAGAGUUGAAGGACCUGGUUGAUUUCGAUGAGGAAAAGCGAAUCAACGCCGUCUUUUCGAGCGAAGUCGUGAGGUUGAUCAAGGAAGGGAACGAUGAUGCCUUUAGGGUCAUUGAAAGGUAAUUUUUCGUUGAUUAUGGCAAGUAAAAUGAAUGAAAUGCUGUUUUUGGUCGAUUUUUCGACUGGAAAGAAAGUUCUUGCGGUUUUAAAAAAAUUUGAAGUUUUGAAUUGUUUUGUCAUUUAUUAUGCUAUUCCAGCUUAAAAUUGAUGACUAAGUGCAUUGUAAGUCGAGUUUUGCCUGGAAACAAAGUUCUUGCGGUUUUGAAAAUUUUUUGAAAUUUUGGUUUUUUUGUUAUUUUCUAUCUCAUACCUACCUAAAAUUGAUGACUAAGCGCAUUUUAAGUCGAUUUUUGCCUGGAAACAAAGUUCUUGCGGUUUUUGAAAAAAUUGAAAUUUUGAAUUGUUUUGUCAUUUAUUAUGCCAGGCUAGCCUAAAAUUGAUGACCAAGCUUAUUUUAAGUCUACUUUCUCCCUGGAAACAAAGUUCUUGCGGUUUUAAAAAAUUUUUAAAAUUUCACAAAUUCAUUUCAUUUUCAGAUGCGAAGCCAUCGUAUGUUACCGUAUGACACCGGCGGAGAAGGCGGACGUAGUAAACGCAGUAAAAACCCGCCUCAAAGGCAAGACUUUGGCCAUUGGGGAUGGGGCCAACGAUGUGCCAAUGAUUCUAGGAGCCGACGUUGGAAUCGGAAUCUCCGGUCACGAAGGGCUACAGGCUGUGAUGGCGUCGGAUUUCGCAAUUUCGAAGUUUCGGUUCUUGAAAAAGCUACUCCUGGUACAUGGCCAUUGGAACUACUAUCGCCUGGCCAAUGCCAUCAUGUACUUUUUGGAGAAAAAUGCGGUUUUUGUGUUUGUCAUCUUCUGGGGACAAAUCUUCAUGGGAUUCAGCUCCGGCUUCUUCAUUGACCCGAUUUAUUCAAUGCUUUAUCCCAUAUUGUUCACAAGGUAAGGAUGGGUGGGUUAAGGGGUUUUUGGGUGGGUAGGGUCCAUUUUUUGGAGGGGUAGGGUCCUAAAGCUGGGCUCGAGGGGGGGGGGUACUCCCCGCAGAAAAAAUUUUUUUGGAAAAAGUAGAACGUGGUCCCCCCUGUGGAUUUCUGGAAAAAAAUUUUCAGUUUCCGCUCUUAGACCAAAAGUGGCCGUCUGGCUUUGGGUUGGUAGUACUAACGGUACGAGUAGAGAUAGUACUUUAUGGUACGAAUAGAGGUAGGGGUACGGAUGCUGUGGGUCAGAUGUAAGUAUAUAUAGCUUGUUGCAGUAAAGGUAAAGUUAGUAGUAAGGGUAAAGGUAUGGGUAGAGUAGGGCAGGAGUAUAGGGGGGGGGGUAGAGGUAUGGGUAGGGACAAGGGUAGGCGUAGGAGUUAGGGGUAGGUAUGGGUAGGGACAAGGGCAGGAGUUAGGGGUAGUAAUAGAGGUGUGGGUACGGAAACAAAACACAAUGGAAAGAACUUUCUUUACAAAGCAAACAUUGGCAAGAACUUUCUUUACAGAACAUGAAAUGGCAAGAACUUUCUUUAAAAAACGUAUAAUGGCAAAAACUUUCUUUACAAAGCAUAAAAUGGCAAAAACUUUUUUUACAAAACGAAAAAUGGCAAGAACUUUCUUUACAAAACGUAAAAUGGCAAGAACUUUCUUUAUGUAAAAAACUUGAAAAGUGGUUUAUCCACCUCCUAUUACUUUUUUUUCUGCCUUACUAUAAAAUAUACCUGAUUUCAGUGUCCAACCCAUAGUCUACAGCAUUUUCGACCAGGAUUUAUCGAAAGAAGUCCUACUAAAAUACCCGAAAUUGUACGAAACUGGCCGAGAAGCGACCUUGUGCACGUACAGAAACUUUGGGCUAAGCAUGUUGGAUGCUAUAUAUCAGUCGGCCGUCUUGUUCUUCAUACCUUUUUUGGUGUGUUUCGUAUGGUAGUAUAGUUUCAUUCACGUGGUAUUAUAGUUCUAACGUUUUUUCAAGAAAAAACUUUUUGACGCGAAGGUUUUAAUUUGAAUUUUUGAGUGUAAUUUUUCGCUUUUUUUAGGCCUAAAUAAUGCUUUUUAUGCGAAAAUUUUAUUUUUCACAAAACUUUAUGAUAAUUCUAAACCUGUUUUUACAUUUGAAACGUUAUGCCAAGAAAAUUUUUUUUGGCGCGGAAUUUUAAAUUUGAAAAUUGAUCUAAGGUUUAUGUUGACUUUGACCUUAAAUUAUGAUUGUUGUGCUUUAGUUUGAUUACAGGAUAAAAAUUAUGAUAGAUAUUUGCCUGUUUUACACUUGAAACAUUAUGCCAAGAAAAAAAUGUUUGGCGCGAAAUUUUAGGUUUAAAAAUUUAAAUGUUGGUCGACUUAUUUUAGGCUUAAAUCCUGCUUUUUCUAAGUUUUUCAGUUUAAAAAUGAAUAUUACAGUUCUGCAUCUGUUAAUUUAUACAUUUUUAUACAUUAUUUCAUAUAUAAAUGUCAUUUUCAGUGCGUCCUGUCAUCGGACAUUCGCUAUUGGCAGUUCUCCUUUGUCCUCUCUACAUCAAUGUUCCUGGUUAAUAGUGUUCACUUGGCCAUAUUAAUACGAAGAUGGACCUUCCCAUUACUUAUAGUGCAAUUGAUGUUUAUUGGCGUGCAUUUCAGCUUCUUUGUCGUCUAUACCUACUUUGUGAAUUCGUCGCUGAACACCAAAGACCCGCCUCUAUUAGUGGCAUGGACAAUGUUAGCUCAAUUCCAGUUUUGGUCGAUUGUUCUACUGACUGUUAUUGUGGCUGUGUUACCGCGGUAAGGGAUUGGGAAGGGUUGUAAAGCUUAAAAAUGGAAAGGACUUUGUUUACAAAACACAAAAUGGCAAUAACUUUCUUUACAAAACAUAAAAUGGCAAGAACUUCCUUUACAAUAGGAAAAAUGGCAAGAACUUUGUUUACAAAACAUAAAAUAGCAAGAACUUUCUUUACAAUAUUACUGUUUUUCAGGUUUGUCAUAACAAUAGUCCAAACCCAGUUCUGGCCCGAUCCACACGAGAUCACGCUGCGCCAGGAACGCCACCUGCCUAUUCCAAUUCACAUCGACUCCAACGUGCAAUCCAAAUCCGAACAUUCCUAA
Bursaphelenchus okinawaensis is the source of this 9139-nucleotide messenger RNA. The record is from the annotation of a GenBank genome assembly. NCBI's taxonomy places the organism in Eukaryota, Metazoa, Nematoda, Chromadorea, Rhabditida, Aphelenchoididae.